UCCCUCCUGGAGAUGUGAGAUUUGGGGCUGACUUGAUUACUAGUGAGUUCUAGAACUUGGGCCAGCUGUAUAAAACUACCGUGGACCUCAGUUCUUCUUCUUUUUUUUUUUUUUUGCUGUCAAAUCUGUCCUGUGCCCCAGAUGGCCACAGGACCAGCCUCACAGGGUUUUGGUGAAGACCAGAUGGACUUAGCAGGAUGUCAUGGUUUAGUGGCCUCCUGGUCCCCAAAGUGGAUGAACGGAAAACAGCCUGGGGCGAGCGCAAUGGGCAGAAGCGUCCACACCGCGGGACUCGCCCCAGCGGCUUCUGCACACCCCAUUAUAUGAGCUGCUUUCGGGGUGCACAGCCACCCAGCCCGACCCCCGCAGCCGCGCCUCGGUGCCCCUGGCAGGAGGAGGCCUUCAUCCGGAGGGGUAUCCCAGGCAAGGGCCCGGAGCUGGGGCUGCGGGCCGUGGCCCUGGGCUUCGAGGACCCUGAGGCGACCGUGGCAGUCGGGGACACUGAGGGGGCCCCCGACGCGGCCGCCAGGAGCAGGAGAGCUUGCUGGCGCCGGCUGGCGCGGGUGUUCCAGUCGAAGCAGUUCCGCUCGGCCAAGCUGGAGCGCCUGUACCAGAGGUACUUUUUCCAGAUGAACCAGAGCAGCCUGACACUGCUGAUGGCGGUGCUCGUGCUGCUCACGGCCGUGCUGCUGGCCUUCCACGCGGCGCCUGCCCACCCUCAGCCUGCCUACGUGGCCCUGCUGGCCUGCGCCGCCAUCCUCUUCGUGGCGCUCAUGGUGGUGUGCAACCGACACAGCUUCCGCCAGGACUCCAUGUGGCUGGUGAGCUACGUGGUGCUGGGCAUCCUGGCAGCCGUGCAGGUCGGCGGCGCCCUGGCAGCCAGCCCCCGCAGCCCUUCUGUAGGCCUCUGGUGCCCCGUGUUCUUCGUGUACAUCACCUACACACUCCUCCCCAUCCGCAUGCGAGCCGCCGUCUUCAGUGGCCUGGGCCUCUCCACCCUGCACUUGAUCUUGGCCUGGCAACUCAACCGUGGUGAUGCCUUCCUCUGGAAGCAGCUCGGUGCCAACAUGCUGCUGUUCCUCUGCACCAAUAUCAUUGGCAUCUGCACACACUACCCGGCUGAGGUGUCUCAGCGCCAGGCCUUUCAGGAGACCCGUGGUUACAUCCAGGCCCGGCUGCACCUGCAGCAUGAGAAUCGGCAGCAGGAGCGGCUGCUGCUGUCUGUGUUGCCCCAGCAUGUUGCCAUGGAAAUGAAAGAAGACAUCAACACAAAGAAAGAAGACAUGAUGUUUCACAAGAUCUACAUCCAGAAGCAUGACAAUGUUAGCAUCCUGUUUGCGGACAUUGAAGGCUUCACCAGCCUGGCAUCCCAGUGCACGGCGCAGGAGCUGGUCAUGACCCUGAACGAGCUCUUUGCCCGGUUUGACAAGCUGGCUGCGGAAAAUCACUGCCUGAGGAUCAAGAUCUUAGGGGACUGUUACUAUUGUGUGUCAGGGCUGCCGGAGGCCCGGGCAGACCAUGCCCACUGCUGUGUGGAGAUGGGGGUGGACAUGAUCGAGGCCAUCUCGCUGGUGCGCGAGGUGACAGGUGUGAACGUGAACAUGCGCGUGGGCAUCCACAGCGGACGCGUGCACUGCGGCGUCCUUGGCCUGCGGAAAUGGCAGUUCGAUGUGUGGUCCAAUGACGUGACUCUGGCCAAUCACAUGGAGGCCGGGGGCCGGGCCGGCCGCAUCCACAUCACUCGGGCCACGCUGCAGUACCUGAACGGGGACUACGAGGUGGAGCCGGGCCGUGGUGGGGAGCGCAACGCCUACCUCAAGGAGCAGCACAUCGAGACCUUCCUCGUCCUGGGGGCCAGCCAGAAACGGAAGGAGGAGAAGGCCAUGCUGGCCAAGCUGCAGCGGGCGCGGGCCAACUCCGUGGAGGGGCUGAUGCCACGCUGGGUGCCCGACCGCACCUUCUCCCGGACCAAGGACUCCAAGGCUUUCCGGCAGAUGGGCAUUGAUGAUUCCAGCAAAGACAACCGGGGUGCCCAGGACGCCCUGAACCCUGAGGAUGAGGUAGACGAGUUCCUGGGCCGCGCCAUCGAUGCCCGCAGCAUCGAUCAGCUGCGCAAGGACCACGUGCGCCGGUUCCUGCUCACCUUCCAGAGAGAGGAUCUUGAAAAGAAGUACUCGCGAAAGGUGGACCCCCGCUUCGGAGCCUACGUGGCCUGUGCCCUGUUGGUCUUCUGCUUCAUCUGCUUCAUCCAGCUCCUCGUCUUCCCACCCUCAGCCCUGAUGCUUGGGAUCUAUGCCAGUAUCUUCCUGCUGUUGCUGGCCACCGUGCUGACCUGCGCCGUGUACUCCUGUGGCUCUCUGUUCCCUCAGGCCCUGCGACGUCUGUCUCGCAGCAUCGUCUGCUCGCGGGCACAUAGCACUGCGGUUGGCAUCUUUUCCGUCCUGCUUGUGUUCACCUCUGCCAUCGCCAACAUGUUCACCUGUAACCACACGCCCAUACGGACUUGUGCAGCCCGGAUGCUGAAUUUAACACCUACUGACAUCACCGCCUGUCACCUGCAGCAGCUCAAUUACUCACUGGGCCUGGAUGCUCCCCUGUGUGAGGGCACCGCACCCACUUGCAGCUUCCCUGAGUACUUCGUCGGGAACGUGUUGCUGAGUCUCUUGGCCAGCUCUGUCUUCCUGCACAUCAGUAGCAUCGGCAAGUUGGCCAUGAUCUUUGUCCUGGGGCUCAUCUAUUUGGUGCUGCUUCUGCUGGGUCCCCCGGCCACCAUCUUUGACAACUAUGACCUACUGCUUGGCGUCCAUGGCUUGGCUUCUUCCAAUGAGACCUUCAGUGAGCUGGACUGCUCAGCCGCAGGGAGGGUGGCACUCAAAUAUAUGACCCCCGUGAUUCUGCUGGUGUUUGCACUGGCGCUAUAUCUGCAUGCCCAGCAGGUGGAAUCAACUGCCCGCCUGGACUUCCUCUGGAAACUGCAGGCAACAGGGGAGAAGGAGGAGAUGGAGGAGCUCCAGGCAUAUAACCGGCGGCUGCUACAUAACAUUCUGCCCAAGGAUGUGGCCGCCCACUUCCUUGCCCGGGAGCGCCGGAACGAUGAGCUCUACUAUCAGUCAUGUGAGUGUGUGGCCGUCAUGUUUGCCUCCAUUGCCAACUUCUCUGAGUUCUAUGUGGAGCUCGAGGCAAACAAUGAGGGUGUCGAGUGCCUGCGGCUGCUCAACGAGAUCAUCGCUGACUUCGAUGAGAUCAUCAGCGAGGAGCGGUUCCGGCAGCUGGAGAAGAUCAAGACGAUUGGUAGCACCUACAUGGCUGCCUCUGGGCUGAAUGCCAGCACCUAUGAUCAGGUGGGCCGCUCCCACAUCACUGCCCUUGCCGACUACGCCAUGCAGCUCAUGGAGCAGAUGAAGCACAUCAACGAGCACUCCUUCAACAAUUUCCAGAUGAAGAUCGGGCUGAACAUGGGCCCAGUUGUGGCAGGCGUCAUUGGGGCUCGGAAGCCGCAGUAUGACAUCUGGGGGAACACAGUGAAUGUCUCUAGCCGCAUGGACAGCACGGGGGUCCCCGACCGAAUCCAGGUGACCACGGACCUGUACCAGGUUCUGGCGGCCAAGGGCUACCAGCUGGAGUGUCGAGGGGUGGUCAAGGUGAAGGGCAAGGGGGAGAUGACCACCUACUUCCUCAAUGGGGGCCCCAGCAGUUAGCAGGGCCCAGCUACAAAUUCGGCUGAAAGGACCAAGGUGGGCAUUUGAGUGGACUCUGUGCUCGCUGGGGGAGGCUGUGACAGGGGGCGCUGAGCCUCCAGACCCUGCUGACCACAAAAGGGAACACCCCAGCAGACUGUACUUGGACCAUGCUCGUCUGCCCUCAGGCUGGUGAAUGAGGGGAUACCAAGAGGAUUACCCAAGAGGCUUUCUUUCUUAACUGGGCUCCGGGGAAAGGGGCAUCUGGUCUCAUUGGUACUGUGAAAAAUGCCCAGCCGGAGAGCAAGCGUGUGCGUGGGGAUGUCAGAAGAUCAGGAGCUGGAUGUUCGCCUGCAGGUGCCAAAGAGAGCAGGCCGGCCAGGGGCGGGGGUGGUGCCAGACUCUCAUCCGAAGGUCAGCAUCGGGCCACUCUGCCCCAGCGCUCUCUUGCUGUCUGCUGUGAGGGGGCACGGAGCACCUCUACCCCUUCUGUUGCCAAAUAGAAAAGGGCCAGGGCAUGGAGGAAGAUGACCCUGAUCCCAAACCAGCCGCGCCAAGCCUCUGGCACUGGGGAGGGCCUGUGUGUCUGUGUAACCGUGCGCGCACAGUGGUGUGUGUGUGUGUGUGUGUGUGUGUGUGUGUGUGUGCGCGCACACGUGCCUGUCUGUCUGUCUUCUCGGUCUGUGUGUCUUUGCACUCCUGCUCUUGGCUCUCCACCCUGGGUUGCUUCAUUCCUGUGGGCCUCUGUCUUCUGGGAAUCAGGCAGGAUUUCUGGUUUCAAGGGGUGGAGGCAGAUGGGCCUGUUGCACAGGCGUGGGGUGGGGUGGGGUGUGGUAGCAAGAGGGUGGCCCUGGGGAGAGGAGUCCUUUUUUGUGCCAAAUCCCUAAGUGCCGUUUGGGGCCACGUGUGCAGCAUGACUGUCUCCCUGCCUGGGGCCGGGAGCCAGGCGCCUGCAUGAGGCCCGCAGUGCUCCUUGCACUUGAACCGUCUGGGGUUUGGUGGGCGGAGGCUCGGGAGUUUCCUGGGCUCCCCAGCUGGUGUCCUGGGAUGUGGUAUGCUUUGGGGCUGGGGUAGCAUGGGAUCCCUCUGAGGACCCAGAUUCUGGUACUAAGGGCUAGGGGAGGGGAACCUGGACCUCAGCCUUCCCCAGCCUUCAGCUUGAGCCUAGCGUGCUCCGGGCUCCCCAGUCCUCACGAAGCCUGCAAGAGCUGGCAGGAGGGUUAGGAGGGCUGGACCCUAGAUUCCCUUCCUAUCCCUGCCUGCCUUUUACCCUCUUCCCUGCAACCUCCUUGCCUCUGGACUGAAUUAGUUGGUGCCUUGGUUUCUCUGUCUGUACCUAUUUAAGCCAGAGGCAUUAGCCAGGAUUCUGCUUGAAGAUCGCUUUGUCUUUGAGGCGUUAGAGAGGCAGAGGAGAGAGGGUCCCGGAGUUGCUGGGUUUGGGGAUUGGAAGGGGCAGGUGGUAGUCUUGCCCUUUCUCAUGUCCUUUCUGACUCUAGCUCCUCGCAGAAGCCUGGUUUCUGGCUCGUACUGCCUGCUUUGGGGGAUCUUCAAUGCAUCAACCAAAUGGGCCAUCAGUCACUUCAUUAGCCAGGGCAGGAGAAGGGGAAAAGACUAGCUGGUCCAGACAGAAAGUCAGCUCCCCUCCCCUCAGCCACAUCCCUAGACAGGAAGGUUCUGCGUGGGGUCCUGGGGUGGGGAUGAGGCUGUAAGGAGACCAGAGUGGGAAGACUGCAGUCUUGGGUGACUUGUCUCUGCUUCUUGCCAGGUGGGAGGGGCCUGUCCACACCCUGGCUCCCUGUACCGCAGUGCCAGCCGUGUGCUUCCCCCGGGCUGACGUUGCCCCCUUCCUCGCCAGUUGGGGGUGGGGGAUGUCAGUGGAUGGGAGGCCCGUGGACUUUGGUUUUAUAAUGUAACCAGUGUGUGUGUGU
Kogia breviceps (pygmy sperm whale) is the source of this 5605-nucleotide messenger RNA. RefSeq names its product adenylate cyclase 6 (gene ADCY6). Gene Ontology annotation, biological process: adenylate cyclase-activating G protein-coupled receptor signaling pathway; intracellular signal transduction; cAMP biosynthetic process. Gene Ontology annotation, cellular component: plasma membrane. Lineage: Eukaryota; Metazoa; Chordata; Mammalia; Artiodactyla; Physeteridae. Gene Ontology annotation, molecular function: adenylate cyclase activity. The record is from RefSeq and is a predicted model, not a curated record.